AUGGAAAUAGAAUUUGACAGUAAAGGCUACAAGAGGCUGUACAGUAACGUGAUAGAUUCUAGAUGGGUCUACAAAUGGAAAGCAGAUGAAACAGGCAAGAAAGUGAAGGCCAAGGCUAGGCUUCUAGCGAAGGGCUUCAAGCAGAAGCAUGGCGUGGAUUAUCUGGAGACUUUCUCGCCUACUGCAAAUGCUGCAUCAAUUCGUUGGUUGGUAGUAUUGGCGUGCAAUGAUUUAGAAUUUCUCCACUUUGACAUUGAGCAAGCGUUUGUUCAGUCGGAAUAGGAUCACGAGGUGUUCAUGAAGUUGCCUCCUGGCUGCGCUUCGAUGUCAGGAAAGGUAGUCCGUUUAGGCAAAAAAGUUUUGUAUGGACUGAGACAGGCAUUAAGAACAUUUCACAGGAGACUUGUGUCGGACCUGAAGAGGAUUGGUUUCAAACAGUCUCUGUCUGACCCCUGUGUUCUUCCUUCCGUGAUGGGAGACGAGGUGUUGGGUAUGAUUGCGAUUCAUGUGGAUGAC
Ectocarpus sp. CCAP 1310/34 is the source of this 516-nucleotide messenger RNA. The record is from the annotation of a GenBank genome assembly. Lineage: Eukaryota; Phaeophyceae; Ectocarpales; Ectocarpaceae.